AUGUCGCACCUUGCGGAAGAAUCCUGUGGUGACAUGACGACCAAGGAGAUUAAGGACGAGCUGGACAAGAUGGGCGUCUCUUACGAAGGCUGCCUGGAGCGCAGUGAGAUCGUAAGGGUGUACCAAGAAGCCAAGCAGAAGAAUUCCAGGGAUCGUCCGCACGGUGGGAGGCUUUGCAACGCUCCAUCAAACUCUGAAGGGAAUGGAGACAUGCUUAAGUUUCUCAACUGCUCGAUGGAUGUCAUCGGUCAGGGAAUGAACAAGCUGCUCACGUCGGUGAAUCAGAAGUUUGACCUGAUGGACGACAAACUCAAAGGGCUGGAGGCAAAGAAGACCGAGGUGAAGGAGAUGUUAUAUAAGGAGCCCAAGACAGCGCUGGGAAGGUUGCAGCAGCUGAAGAACACAGCCGCGAUCAGAGACUUCGAGAACGCUCUGGAUGACACCCUCCGUGUAGCCAAGGAGCAGCGCACGAACAUCAAGGAGGAGAUACUACAAGCCAAAGGAUUGCAGCUGCCGUGA
Messenger RNA from Guillardia theta CCMP2712, 519 nucleotides. RefSeq lists its product as hypothetical. The coding region runs from base 1 to 519 and encodes 172 amino acids. The transcript has 7 exons. NCBI's taxonomy places the organism in Eukaryota, Cryptophyceae, Pyrenomonadales, Geminigeraceae. The record is from RefSeq and is a predicted model, not a curated record.